ACAUUUUAUUUUGACACUUACUGCCAGUGUCACUGCUUUUUCAACUUGUCGUUCUUUCGUUCAAGUUCGCCAUCUUGAAGGUGUAUCUAAUUUGUUGCUCGUUAGCGAGAAACAAUUUAAUUUCUUAAAAUGGGCCACGCAAAUAUUUGGUAUUCUCACCCUCGCAGAUACGGACAAGGAUCUCGGUCAUGCCGAUCCUGCUCCAACAGGCAUGGCUUAAUCCGCAAGUACGGUUUGAACAUAUGCAGACAGUGCUUCAGAGAGUAUGCUCAUGACAUAGGAUUCAAGAAGAUGCCCAGAAGAGCUUAAGGCUCAGUGCGAAGAUAUCAAUCACAAAAUAAAUGCUACUACACAAUAGGUCUUACUUGAAUUAAAAUUCAUUCUUUCAAAUAAUACUAAAGGAAAUAGUGCUACCCACAUUACCCAGUGUUGUACUAUAAAGCUUAAUAUCCAGUACUAAAAAUAAGUGAGAGAAUUAGACUUUGAGAACAGGACAGUGACAUUUCAACUCUUUGUUAUAAAAUAUAUCUAUACUGAGACCUAAGAACUUAUAUCUCAAGGUGGGUGGCGCAUUUACAUUAUAAAUGUCUAUGGGCUCCAGUAACCACUUAACACCAGUCAAGCUGUGAGCUCGUCCACCCAUCUGAGGAAUAAGGGGAAAAAAAUUCAUAUAAAUAUAUAUUUUUUUAUGUGAAUUUGUAAAGAUUAUUUUGAAAAAGAAAGAUUUGUAUAGGUACUCUUUCAAAUGAGUUGUAUAAUAGGGCUGGACCUUAUCACUUUUCCAUUAACUUUUUAUUAAGUUUGAGAUUUAGAAUUACGACAUACUUAAUCUGUAAAAUCACAGAUGUACUUUGGGAAAUAUUAAUAUAUUUUUGUUUGUUUCAGCUGGACUAAAUGGAGUAGGAAUAAUAAAUUUUACUUUUAAGUAAA
Bombyx mori (domestic silkworm) is the source of this 930-nucleotide messenger RNA. RefSeq names its product ribosomal protein S29 (gene RpS29). The coding region runs from base 130 to 309 and encodes 59 amino acids. The record is from RefSeq and is a predicted model, not a curated record. The transcript has 3 exons. Gene Ontology annotation, cellular component: cytosolic small ribosomal subunit; ribosome. Gene Ontology annotation, biological process: translation. Lineage: Eukaryota; Metazoa; Arthropoda; Insecta; Lepidoptera; Bombycidae. Gene Ontology annotation, molecular function: structural constituent of ribosome; RNA binding; zinc ion binding.